ACCAAAUAUGAGAAUCUGAGUUUACCGAAGAUCACCAACUUCUAGCUAUGAUUACAUCAUAUUUUCCAAAAUAUGUGGCACUAUUUGCCAUCUGUGUCCUAUGUGUCGGUGCACUGGACACUUUCAUUGCUGCAGUGUAUGAACACGCUGUCAUAUUACCAAACAGAACAGAGACACCAGUUUCCAAAGAAGAAGCUUUCCUCCUGAUGAACAAGAACAUAGAUGUUUUGGAGAACGCAGUUAAGCUGGCAGCCAGGCAGGGUGCACAUAUCAUUGUUACCCCAGAAGAUGGAAUUUAUGGCUGGGUUUUCACAAGAGAGACCAUUUACCCCUAUCUGGAAGAUAUCCCAGACCCAGAGGUGAACUGGAUUCCAUGUACAGAUCCCCAGAGGUUUGGCUACACCCCAGUGCAACAAAGGCGCAGCUGCCUGGCCAAGGACAACUCCAUCUACGUUGUGGCAAAUAUUGGGGACAAGAAGCCAUGCAAUGCCAGCAACCCUCAGUGUCCCCCCGAUGGCCAUUACCAGUACAACACUGAUGUGGUGUUUGAUUCUGAGGGUAGGCUGGUGGCACGCUACCAUAAGUACAAUCUUUUUGCGCCUGAAAUUCAAUUUGAUUUCCCCAAGGAUUCAGAAUCUGUGACUUUUGAGACUCCUUUUGGGAAGUUUGGCAUUUUCACUUGCUUUGACAUUUUUUCUCACACCCCAGCUGUGGUGGUGGUGGAUGAGUUUCAAGUGGACAGCGUUCUCUACCCGGUGGCGUGGUACAACACACUGCCCCUUCUGUCGGCUGUUCCCUUCCACUCUGCGUGGGCCAGAGCCAUGAGAGUCAACUUGCUUGCUGCGAAUACCCACAACACCAGCAUGCACAUGACAGGGAGUGGAAUCUAUGCACCGGAAGCGGUCAAAGUGUAUCACUAUGACAUGGAAACAGAGAGUGGCCAGCUGAUGCUGUCCGAACUGAAGUCCCGGCCGCGAAGUGAACCCACCUAUCCUGCAGCUGUUGACUGGAGUGCUUAUGCCAGAAGUGUCAAGCCAUUCUUGUCUGAACAGUCGAAUUUUCCGGGGAUGAUUUAUUUUGAUGAGCUCACCUUCACUGAGCUUAAGAGAAACACAGGAAAUUACACAGUUUGCCAGAAAGACCUGUGCUGUCACUUAACUUACAAGAUGUCGGAGAAACGAACAGACGAGGUUUACGCACUAGGUGCUUUUGAUGGACUGCACACAGUAGAAGGUCAAUAUUACCUACAGAUAUGCACAUUACUGAAGUGUCAAAUCAGUGACCUGCGAACUUGUGGGGAGCCCGUGGGGUCAGCUUUCACCAAGUUGGAAGAAUUCUCCCUCAGCGGCACAUUUGCAACACAUUAUGUUUUCCCACAGAUCAUUCUCAGUGGAAGUCAGCUUGCUCCUGAAAGGUAUUAUGAGGUCUUGAGAGACGGACGUCUGAGGAGCCGAAGCAGAACCCUUCUGCCUGUCUUAGUUUUGGCCCUGUACGGAAGAGUGUUUGACAAAGACCCUCCGCGCUUGGGGCAAGGACCCCGGAGAUUAGAAUGAUCCCUUUCCGCCGGCACACUUUCAGGAUUACCCUGGCAAAGAAAGGGAGAGGAAAAAAAAAAAAAAAAAAGCUUCAUGUCUGUUUAGAAGAGAUGUCACAAAUUGGCCGGAGCAACAAACUUAAAACGUGAAAAGCAGUGGAUGGGUUUUAUAUGUUUUACGUUUUCCGUAUUUGAUAUAUAGCACCAACUCAUUUAUGGGAGCUGCAUGUGGGAUCCGUGUGGGUGCAAUGUAAGUAUAUGUGAGUAUAUGUGUGUGUAGCAG
Molecule: messenger RNA, 1817 nt
Organism: Panthera uncia (snow leopard)
Lineage: Eukaryota; Metazoa; Chordata; Mammalia; Carnivora; Felidae
Product: vascular non-inflammatory molecule 3-like
Exons: 7
Coding region: 48-1553 (501 amino acids)
Molecular function (GO): hydrolase activity, acting on carbon-nitrogen (but not peptide) bonds, in linear amides
Source: RefSeq, a predicted model, not a curated record